AUGGCCCAAAGGUUAUCACCAUUCGAUUUGCAGACAUGCGCUCGGCCCAAUAUCUUGAAGCUGCAGCCCUACCGGUGCGCUCGCGAUGACUACAAAGAUGAUGGGACGAACGUGCUUCUCGACGCCAACGAGAAUGCCUAUGGUCCUGGAUUGGCAUUGAACAAUGAAGGUGCAUUGCAGGCGUCGCAGACUGGUGAUGCGACGGGCGCAUCCAAGCCUGAGAUUGAUUUCUUGGGUUUGAACCGAUACCCCGAUCCUCACCAGAUUGAGCUGAAGCAGCUUUUCUGCAACCUCCGUAAUACCCACCACCACACACAAAAGACCCUCCGCCCCGAGAACAUGUUUGUCGGAGUUGGAUCUGACGAGGCAAUCGAUGCGCUGCUGCGAUGCUUCUGUGUCCCCGGCAAGGACAAGAUCCUCACCUGCCCGCCUACCUACGGCAUGUACAGCGUGAGCGCACAGGUUAAUGACAUCGAGAUCGUCAAGGUGCCGUUGGAUGUGAACAAUGGGUUCCACCUGCAGCCCGAUAAGGUCAACGAGGCCCUAUCGGCAGACACCUCGAUUAAGCUGGCGUACAUCUGCUCCCCGGGUAACCCGACGGCGAACCUGAUCCGCAAGGAAGAUAUCCAAAAGGUGCUGGAGCACCCGACGUGGAAUGGUGUCGUCAUUGUGGACGAGGCAUAUAUUGACUUUGCCCACGAGGGUGCCAGUUUGGCCGAGUGGGUGAACGACUGGCCCAACCUCGUCGUGAUGCAGACCCUGAGCAAGGCCUUUGGUCUAGCGGGUAUUCGACUAGGCGUUGCUUACUCCAGCCCCGAGAUUGCCCAGUUGCUAAACAGCCUAAAGGCACCCUAUAACAUUUCCAGUCCGACAAGCGCGCUAGCCACGGCUGCGCUGACGGCCCCCAAUAUGGCGGUGAUGCGCGAGUACCGUGAGAAGCUUGUCGCUCAGCGUGACCGGUUGCUCCGCGAGCUGCCGCAGAUCCCCGGUGUGGGCCGGUUCCUGGGUGGCCAGGACUCGAACUUCUUGCUGGUGGAGAUGCUCGACGCUGAAGGGCGGCCUAGCAACGUCACCGCUCUGGCGGCGUACGAAUCUAUGGCCGAGAAGCGUGGGGUGGUGGUGCGAUUCCGGGGCAAGGAGUACGGGUGUGAGGGCUGCUUACGCAUUACGGUCGGUACUGAGGCCGAGGUCACCAAGUUCUUGCAGGAGCUACGCGUGGUGUUGGAAGGAGUACGCAGCGGCGCCGGCUUCUAG
Messenger RNA from Penicillium cataractarum, 1254 nucleotides. RefSeq names its product histidinol-phosphate transaminase. The record is from RefSeq and is a predicted model, not a curated record. Lineage: Eukaryota; Fungi; Ascomycota; Eurotiomycetes; Eurotiales; Aspergillaceae. The transcript is spliced from 3 exons. Gene Ontology annotation, biological process: L-histidine biosynthetic process. Gene Ontology annotation, molecular function: pyridoxal phosphate binding; L-histidinol-phosphate:2-oxoglutarate transaminase activity. The coding region runs from base 1 to 1254 and encodes 417 amino acids.